AUGUCGUUCCCCCCAGGAGUGCAACGCCUCAUCACCAACGCCCUCGGGAUAACUUCCGACGACGGCAAUGGUGCUGGCUCAUCCGCGCCAGGCAGCGACUCUAGUAGCCACAACUCUGCAUCUAACCCAAAGACUGGUUCCAGCCAUCCCAGGAACGCGGAAUAUGAGGCGUCUGCUCUUGAUGUCGUAGUAGUCAAAAUCAUGUUGACCAAGGGCUGCAAGUUGCCACACGAGAUCGUUCUCUCUCUACUUGACCAUGCCGAGUACUGGCCUCACACAACCACCACCCUGGAUCACUCUCUCACUGUCUCCUCUGGGGCAGGUCGUGAGAACCAGUUCGUCCUGCGAUCAAAACCACUCGGCUUGAUCAAAAAGGUCCACUACGACGAUCACUACUACAGCUUCACCACUGCUCAGGCCAAACCACUCUCACAAGGUGGAGACUAUUCCUUGUCUCAAUUCCAGGAAUGGAUUGGGGGUCCAACUGAUACCCUCGAACACCCUUGCCGCAAGAUUGUCUUCACUUAA
This is a messenger RNA of Diaporthe citri, 528 nucleotides long. RefSeq lists its product as uncharacterized. The coding region runs from base 1 to 528 and encodes 175 amino acids. NCBI's taxonomy places the organism in Eukaryota, Fungi, Ascomycota, Sordariomycetes, Diaporthales, Diaporthaceae. The transcript is spliced from 2 exons. The record is from RefSeq and is a predicted model, not a curated record.